GCGGCGAUAACAACGCGAUGAGAGAGAACCCAGUUAUUGCACACGCUCAAAGAAAAAAAAAAGGACGGCCAGCUUGCCUAGUACAGACUGGUUACCAUUCUUCCAGCAUCCAUGUGCUUCUUUUCUUAAACCAGGCAAUAUUAUAUUUUAGUUCAACAUCUACACUCACGCAAAUUUAAGUGUCUAAGUGUUCCGGUUACUGUAGUGAAGCAACAGUAAUUGCAAAUGAUUCACAGUAUAUUCUGAAGCAACUUUUUCAUAAUCAAUGGAUGACAGUGGUUGUGAAAUGUCAGGUGAUUUGGAUUCUCAACUAUUCUUCAAUGAGAAGGAUGGAAAAAUUGAUAGUGCAGCGAAAUUUGACAAUUCAGUGUCUAUUAGUCGCUCAUCAAGUUCUAUGUCGCAGACUCCUUUAGAAUAUUUUGACAUCGUCAUCGUAUGCAGCUUAAGUGCAGUUGAAGCACGAAAGGAUUUUAUGAAUUUCGCUGAGAAACAACAAUGGAAAGUUUUUCUUCCACGUAGGGAGAAGCUAGUUGGUGAAGAUGAAUUUAAGACCUUUAAACGUGGAUAUGAUGUCAGCACAUAUAUUGUGCUCUUACUCACCCCAUGCUUCGAGGAAGAUGUAUGGGCAGUGAACAGGUUUCAAACCGCCUUGAAGCUGGCCAUUCAAGAGAAACGGUCAAAUGUUAUUCCCGUGCUAUAUGGUCUUCAUCCGACAAAGGUGCCGUUUGAGUUGACAGCUAUUGCAAACAUAAAACGAGAGGAUGAGUUUUUUGAUCAUGUUAUGAAAAGGACUAUUGAUACAAACCUCCGAAAACAGCGCCAAAUGGAAUAUGAUGAUGAAUCAAGCAAUUUAGAGGCAGUGAGUCAGGAUAUUGAAGUGGACUCUAUGGAUUUAGCAGGUGCAUCAUAUGCUGAUAUAUUUUCCACAAUGUCUGCAGAACACAGUCCAUUACCCAAUUCUGCAAGGUUUCUGAAUCCCAGACUAUUCCAUAAGCUGUGCAUGGCCCUUGAUAUCCCAUCACCAAAUAUGAAUGGUGACUGGCGAGGCUUAGCGACGUCAUUAAACUUAAAAAGUGAACAGAUUACAUACAUUGAAAGCAACUCUCGGAAACCUGGCUUCAGUGCCACCAAGAAAGUCCUGGAUGUUUAUUUUCAAAAGAAUAAAAAUUUAGAUGAACAUUCUGUACUUAGCCAACUACAGCAAGUUUUUAAAGGUAUGGACUUCGGAAAAGGCAUUCAAAUUAUGCAAGAAGCUCUGGAAAGCUGUUAAAUUUACAAUGCUCGAUAUGUUCCAAUACUUGUGAAUAUAAUCUCCUAAGUGAUUUGGGUGUUAACCGAACCCACGACCUUCAAAUAUGUAGCCUGGUGUCUUAACCACUAGACCACCAAGCCUGUGCCCAAGUAGUAGCGGGUAUUAUUCUGUUUUUAUCAAGAGAUUUAAUAAUAAUAGGAAUGAUUUAUAUACAAUUACUGUCUAUAUCACUGCAUGAAAUAUUGCCAUUACAUUUUACUGUACUUGGUGUUUAAAUUAUAAGUUGACCUCUCUUCAGCAUCUCUGAGCAUGCAUUACGACCAUGCUAUAUAAAGAUAUGAUUAAUUAUAAAAUUAUGCUUGGCAAAAUUAAUUGCUAGUAAUUGUAAGAGGUAAACAGAUUUAAUCUGAAGACUAAGGACAAUUUCAUUAGGUUUGUGGAUGCCUGUAAAAACAUGCUAUUGUAGAAAUAUUUGAGGUACAGUAUUUAGAGAAGAAAUUAUGCUUAGGUUAGCCUGAUCUUGGCAGAGAACAUGAAUGUAGUCUACGUCUGGGACCUAGAGUAUUCUUAUAAAUAUACUGUACCAUAGUUAUUGACUUGCUACAGUAUAAGGCAUUUGUAAGGUAUUUUGGGACACUGAAUGGAAAAUAUUGACCUAAUUCAGGGGUGGGCAUAAAAGUCGUUCAGAGGGCCAAUGUGUUUUACAGCAAAUGUUGCUUGGAGGGCCGCACACAUAGGGUUUUCACUUCAUUUUCGUGGGCCGUAAAAAUAUUGCUGUCAGGCCAGCUGCAUGCCGCACUUUGCCCACCUGUGCCCUAAUUAGUUGUAAAGAAUAACUUUUUAAGAUUUUAAUUGUGUGUUUAAGUGUGUGACAUUCAGUAUUUCAACCAUUACAUUACUUUUAUCUUUAUGAAAUUAGUGAAAUUAAUUUAUGUGAAUCAGGCUUUUUCAUGCAAUUAUAGUAAGCUUUCAAACAAUAUCUUACUAAUAAGGUUAUGAAUCUAACCAUGGAGGUAAUUAUAGUACCCCAAUGAUCAAAUUUACCAUGAUAGUAUUCUUUGUGUAAAUUGUAGCAUGCAAAAUUGUAGAACUUGGACAUUAAAAACGAGUCUUGGAUUCUGAAAUAUUUUUUAAGUGAAUUUAACAGUGAACACAUCAGGGUGGAGUACCCGGCACUGAAAUUCCCAGCAAUGUACUAUUUUUCGAUAUUUAUGAAUUUGCGCUUUCUUUGUUGCAUAAAAGACAUGAAUGAAUUGUGCAUUACACAAUGCCAUUCAGUAAAUUAAUUGUGCAAGACUGAUUAAUGGUGUUAGUUUAAUUAGUACAUUUGAUUAUUUUUAACGCACAGUGCACUUUAAAAAAAAUUACUUGGUCUGUGUCGGCACCCUAGUGCCACUCAGAUAUUUGUCAUGUAUCUUAUUUUAUGAAUACUAUGGGAAAACAUGCUAUGGGCGGGAGGGGGAAGGGUGUCUCCGAGAAAUUGGGAUGCCCCCCCCCCCUUGCACUGAAGUAAGCAAGAAUUUCCCGGAAGAUAAAUUCAUAAUAUUUGCAUACAUGUUGAGAAAGCUCACUUAACCAGAUCCCAGAAGGGACUUCUUUCAACUUUGACCCCUGCCAUGGCUUUUGUGUUUGGAAUGGAAUAGAAUGCUAACAAAUUAGUAGGACAUGGAUGUCACAUGGUGCGUUGUGCUGUUCCUGCUUUUGUCAAGAUUUUUUUAUGAUUUUAUACUGGAAUGGCUUAAUAAUAAAAUAAUAAUAAUAAUAUUAAAAUGCAUUGCAAUACUGUAAAUUUAAGUUUUAAUUUCUACAUUUAGGAUGAAGAUACAGUAUAUGGUAUAGAGUUUAUCGAUACAGCAUGGCAUGUAAUGUCUAUAAAUAUUUUUGAUCAUUUGAUUUGGAAUAAAUUAUUUACAUCUGUACAACAG
Anneissia japonica is the source of this 3177-nucleotide messenger RNA. RefSeq lists its product as uncharacterized. Gene Ontology annotation, molecular function: protein binding. Lineage: Eukaryota; Metazoa; Echinodermata; Crinoidea; Comatulida; Comatulidae. Bases 266 to 1270 code for a protein of 334 amino acids. The transcript is spliced from 4 exons. The record is from RefSeq and is a predicted model, not a curated record. Gene Ontology annotation, biological process: signal transduction.